Messenger RNA from Truncatella angustata, 703 nucleotides. RefSeq lists its product as uncharacterized. Bases 227 to 703 code for a protein of 158 amino acids. The record is from RefSeq and is a predicted model, not a curated record. NCBI's taxonomy places the organism in Eukaryota, Fungi, Ascomycota, Sordariomycetes, Amphisphaeriales, Sporocadaceae. The transcript has 5 exons.
AGUCUUUCGAUAUAACUCGAAAACGAGUAACUGGACAUAUGGGAACAAUGAGUUAGUUUUGUUCUUUCUGUGUUUGACAACUUACUAUAUAAUACAAUGACAGAUGAUGUUGUUGUUGAUUUCAUCCAUCUCGUUCUACUACCACGGUUCACAAAGGCUGCCGCAAUUGUAACAAGCACAAGCAUCAUAGAACACUGCGCAACUCUCUAGACCUUUCAUCACCACGAUGCAAGCACCACCUCCGCCACGAGCUCGACGGCCACAAGCAAGAGCUCACCUGGCACAGCUACGCUCCAAUGGUCGUGCUGUGUUUAGGGGCCAGGGUACUAAGCCGGCCAGGAUGCCCACCAGUAUGCCCACCAGCACAAAGGGACUGACGGCGUUGGCUCCAAAGCUUGUUCAACACCGAGGACAGCUCGCGGCCGAUCCCCUGGCAGAUACCACGACGCAGCCUCCUGAUCCUAUACAGGACAUGCAAAGGCAAAUAGAGGACAUGUCAUUGCGAUUAGACAAUCUCUCUUCUCUUCUGACACAGUCCGUUGCAGAGACGAAGGGCUUGAGAGAAACGGUUGAGCAAGGAUUCGAACAUCAGAACGCAGAGUUGGAGACUUGGGUGAUGAAGCUGAAGGAGGUCUUUGAGCCAGAACAGGAGGACUUCAUGGACCCCUCACUAUUCCAAGAGGACGCUUUUGUUCAAGAGUAA